Dissoconium aciculare CBS 342.82 is the source of this 4761-nucleotide messenger RNA. RefSeq lists its product as uncharacterized. Bases 135 to 4454 code for a protein of 1439 amino acids. The record is from RefSeq and is a predicted model, not a curated record. Gene Ontology annotation, molecular function: lipid binding. Gene Ontology annotation, cellular component: endoplasmic reticulum; ERMES complex. Gene Ontology annotation, biological process: phospholipid transport. Lineage: Eukaryota; Fungi; Ascomycota; Dothideomycetes; Mycosphaerellales; Dissoconiaceae. The transcript has a single exon.
UGUACAUUGACCGACGAAUGCGACAUUUGCCUGCUCGCCGUGCAUUCCAAGCACCGUCUCUCACUGAAGAAGAGUUGUGACCGACUCUUUGUUCCCAAAUAAACAAGCCAUGCGAUCAUAACAACAUCGCCACGAUGGGGCUCCGACUCUUCCUUUUCACCUAUCUCCUCGGCGGACUGACCUUCAUCCCGCUGCUCUUGCUCGCUGUGAUCGUUCCAGCAUGGCAUCUCCUCCCAAAGGAGCCGUCUAAAGAGCCAAGCGUCUUCGGAGAGGAUGAAGCGUCGCCGAAUUCGGUAAAGAGCUUGGAGAAGGACAGCAGAGUCGACGGUAAAAGCGAGGGAGACAAGCGAUCAAGAUCUUUGACUGGGGAGACCGCUGCCAGUGGCACAUUUGCUGUGCUGCGACAGUAUGACUUUCAAGCGGCCAUCUCGGCCUUGAAUGCCAAAAAUCCAAACUCGAGCAAUGGAGUUCCCGGCGGAGACGGAAGUGCUGGAGCCGAACCGGGGACCACCACCGGUAGCGAGUCGGUGUACCAAAGCAUGUAUCGGUCCGUGUUCAACAAGGCCAGCAGUACCCGAGAAUUGCUUCAGCGAGGUGGGGAUGGGAAUGAUGAUCGAGAUCAAUCACAACCGGGGCAAACUGGAACUCCUGCCAAAAACAUUCGCCGAAAACCAGUCCCUGCAAAUGUCUUGUAUAUCCUCCUCCGGCAUGGUCAUCUGAUGAUCUACGAGUCGGCUGCACAAGUCGAGGUCAAACAUGUCAUCAGUCUCGCGCAUCAUACGAUUGGGUUACAAUCGGGAGUGGGCAUUGAGGAAGAAGAGGAUCGUCGACUUGUUCCCGAACCUGACUUGUUCAUCAAACGCACAGCCAUUGUUCUUCGACCUAUCGAGCUACCAAAUGGCUCGCUACAACCACAAAUUCCUGGCCACGCCGCUCCUAAACCUUUCUAUCUGUUCUCUCCGUCGAACAUUGACAAGGAGGAUUUCUACCAUGCUCUCCUCGCCACCAGACCCUCGCCGCCCAUACCUCGAUCUUUGGACACGGACGCACUGACUAAACUCCAAAAAGCAUUGCAUUCUUCUUCACUUACGCCCGAGACCCGCGCUUUCAGUGCUCUUUUGGGACGCAUCUUUCUCGCUCUUCAUCGUUCCGACCACAUCACGGCCCUUAUACGCUCAAAGAUUGAAAGAAAACUUGACCGAAUCCCGAAACCGUCUUUCAUCCCGAGUCUUUCUCUGCAGUCCCUCGAUCUUGGCGAUGCGGCUCCGACGAUUUCGGCGCCACGUCUUCGCGAUUUCAAUGCCGUUUCCGGCGAGAUGACCCUCGCUCUGGAUCUCCGGUAUACUGAAGGAACUCUGGCUUUGACUCUGCUUGCCGUCGCCACGCUGGAUCUCGGAUUGGGUCCCCGAUUUAAACCUCGAUCCGUCACCCUCGCCCUCAAGACUUCACUUCAGCGCGUUGUGGGCACUCUUCUGUUGCGCAUCAAGCCUCCGCCCUCGAAUCGAAUCUGGUUCACCUUCGAGACCAUGCCAGACAUGGGCAUCCGCGUGGAGCCCGUCGUCAGCGAACGGAAGAUCACGUACGGGUUCAUCCUUCGCGCUAUCGAGGAGAGAAUUCGAAAUGCUGUUGGAGAAGGUCUCGUGAAGCCGAACUGGGAUGACGCGCCGAUGCCUCUAACGGAGACAUUGGGGAGUCAUGCGCGAGGUGGCUUGUGGAGCUCGGAAGGCGAAGAUGAUGAUCCUCUACCCCACGAGUCAAAGAGGAUCACGAGAAAGACUUAUUCGGGCAGCGCAACGGCGGGACUUGGUCAGCAAAAUGGUAGAUCGGCUUCGACACCCACCCUAAUUCCGGACCUCAGUGAAGGUGCUGAAACAGAUGACUUCACAACAACUAGUCUAUCUGCCACCGCGUCCGAGCUUAAUCUUUCGAAUCCGAAAGAUUAUGAUUCAUUGAGACGGCGUCCUACGACAGCUUCGAUUGCAUCUACAAGCUCCUCUUCCACCUUGGUCGACCCGGCAGCUCCUGCUCUGCCCGCUCGUCGAAAACCUGUUCGGUCACCUUCUCUUUCUGCACCGCCGCCUCCCUCGUCUGCACCUCCCGUCGUCGCUCUCACCGCUGCCGGCCAUCACGUGAAUACAUCAUCUGCCACCCCAGUAUCAUCCGCCGAUAACAGUACCUCUGACCUCCGAGGUGUGGGACCUGGAGGUCUCGGCGUGGCCUUUUCUUCCUCGCAAUACCGCCACUCGCGUCAAAGCAGCGUUGGAAGUACAAAUUCCGGUGCGUCCUCGGGAAACAGUCUCUGGAGGAGAGCAGCAGGCGUGGCAGCUGCAGUCACAAGGAAUUCCCCUGCCUCGCAAAAGGACGCUAUGGAGGAGCUCAGACACUUGGCUGAGAGGGAAAUGCUUGCGGCUCAGGCGGCAGAGUUGAUCGCAGCUCAAAGCGAGGAUGAGUCGAAUGAGCCAGGCUCUACACGGCCUGGAGCCGGAGAACGCGUUUCUGGAGCUGAUGUGGAGGACGAAGCUGAUCACGACAUCAUCGCUACUGAAGACGACAGGAAAGGCUCGGCCGAGGACAUCACGGUUGAUUCAACAACGAACAAUUAUCCCGUUCGCUCCCCCUCACUAAUCUCCAAAUCCUCAACCCUCUCUUCAUCCUCCUCAACAGUACAGCAACUUCAGUCAUCGUCGAAUUAUCCUACUGUCCCAUCUUCAACUAGCCCCAUGGCCUCACCGAACAUCCGCAACAGCAGCACUGACAGCAAUGUUAAUCACGGCGAGCCUGUCUUAAGCGGCAAGAGAAUCACAAGUGGAGAGAGUGCGAACACGACACCAAAUCAAAACAGGAAGUCUACUAUCCUUUCUGCUACUGCUACCGCUGCCACUGCUGCUCGAAACUGGGGCUGGAAUGCUCUCCAAAAGCGCAACGCUGCCGCCGCCGCCGCAUCUGCACGUUCUCCCCGCCAGCAAAACACUGCUCGCCAGCAGCGCGAUAAAUCCCCAUCCGCUGCCGCUAGUGCUGCCGCGACACUCGCUGCCCAACCUUCUGAGCCUUACGGUCGUGGCCAGCCCCUCCCACCGCCUGGCGUUCCACUUCCUGGACCCCCACGUGAGAAGAACGGGAGAAGCGGCUGGAUAGGAGGCGGGCCGUCUCCAGGAAGGACGAUGUCUGCGAGGGGUAAAACGCCCGGUCCCGAUCAGCAACAAUAUCACGAACAAUCAACGCAGCCCGAAGAUUCCAUCGAACCGAUUGAGCGCCCCAAAGCCUCGAAGCGUAACUCACUUAUUCCAACGUUAGCGGUCGUUCCUUCCACCGGGCUGAACGACACCGAGUCAUCGUCUUCCCUGUCUGGUCUCCGGGGCAAACCCUCCUCGGAUAGUCUCGCGUCCAAUCGUGGGAAUGACAGCCCCACGCUCCUCCAGGACCUCCCCGCAAGUCGCAUCCCAACCAAAAUCAGAUCCAGGCCGAGCACAAGAUCCCCCUCCCCAGCAAUGGAAGGAAUGCUCUCCGAUCCCGACGUCGACGAUUUCGGACCCUGGCGGAUGAACAGCGGUAGCGGCCCUGCUGGCGCAGGCGCAAGGGGUUCGGUGGGCGGCUAUCUCGAUUCCAAUUCGGCAAAGAGGAGGAGCAUCGUCGCGGAAAAUUCGCGUGCGACGCCGCCUCCAAUGAAGGUCUCUGCUGAGAAACAUGAUGAACAUGUUGACGACGACGAUGAUGAUGAUGAUUAUGGAGCUUUCAACCACAACCACGGCGACGACGAUGAUGAUGAUCAUACGCACAAUUCUAAUAAACAGCAUGCUUUCCGCGAGGACAUCUUCUCUCUAUCGCAUCCUCCUUCUCAAAACAAUAGAAGAGCUGCAGAUGGCACAGAAGCGGCAAAUACCACAACUGAGACAACCUCUUCGCCACCGCCACCAUCCAACAACUCGAACAAUCACGGCCCAUCGUCAUCAUCUUCCCCCCCUCAGACGAAAAUCCCUCCAGCACUCCCCGCUCGCCGAAAAAGGCCGGUUUCGGGAAUGAUGUCCCCCGAAAAUUCAUCUAUCCCAAUCCCCUCGUCGUCUCGCCAAGUCUCGAAUUCCCACCCAUCGCCUUCAUCAUCCGUCCCUGCGUCGACGGACUUGGCGGACAUCCACCUCGGCCUCGUCCCUUCUCCCUCUCCUCCACCGCAGUCAUCGUCAACCAAGACCAACCAUGCUGCUCGCACUGGCGACAUCGCCUCGCCCUCUACCACCGCCAUCGACCUUGGACCUUCCACCGGGUUGAAGAUCCCCCCUUCGGCGAUCUCCGCUGUCGAGGAGGAGAUCGGCGGGAGUAGCGAUUCUGCUUCUGUUAUCGUCGGCGAACGAGGUGCUGGGCCUCCGAACGGUGAUCGAUCCGGGAAAAAUAACAUCGGUGAGGGGACGACCGCGGCUGAUGGUCAUGGAAAGGGGGAGGAGAGACUGAUUGAUCUCUAGGGGGGUUUUGGAAGUUUGUUUAGCGUAGUGUAGAAAUGAUAUAAUGAAUGUGUGCAAUCAGCGAGCGUUCUUUGCUCUUGGAGUUGGAGGCAAUUCCUGUUUUUGAUUGCGCAUUUGCGAUUUGUCUAUGUCAUGGCCUGUCAUUGAAAAGGUCUUGAUCUUUUUUUCUGGCUCUGGUAAUCGUUUCGACUUAACGGUGGGAAAUCUCCAUAGUGGCGGAGAGAUUGUCGACUCUGAUUCCAAAAACAAUCAUCUUCGAAUGCGCGACUGAACGAGAGGAGCGGCCUUGCCGUAAAUGAAACAUGAC